This is a messenger RNA of Nicotiana tabacum (common tobacco), 1464 nucleotides long. The record is from RefSeq and is a predicted model, not a curated record. NCBI's taxonomy places the organism in Eukaryota, Viridiplantae, Streptophyta, Magnoliopsida, Solanales, Solanaceae.
AUGGCGAGACUCCAGAUUUCCGAGGAUAUGACACUUGAUAAGAAGAUGUGGAGGUCGAGUUUUCUGGUUCUAUUCAUUGUACAUAUUCAGCUCGUUCUCAGCAAUAUCUGUGGACUGCUUCCGACUUUUAUAAGAGAUCCAUCUAGUUAUCCCGAAAAUCGGUUGAAGGAGUUAUACCUAGAAAAUACAAAAUUCAGUGACUUCUUUCCUGAAGGACUAACAGUGCACAAGAAUCUUGAAAUUAUUGACAUUUCUAAUAGCUUAUUAUAUGGUGGAAUUCCAUUUUCACUGGACAGGCUGACCAAUUUGAAGUUCUUAAGGAUAGCAAACAACAAGUUGAAUGGGAGCAUCUCUUCAAGUAUUGGACAGUUAUCAAAUCUUGAAGAACUAGAUGUCUCUAACAACUUAUUCACUGGUAUAGUUUCAGAACUCCACUUUGCCAAACUAAGUAAAUUGAAGAAACUGCACCUGUCUAAAAACUUGGUUUUGAGUUUACAAAGACUAGACUUAGGAGAAAAUAAAUUGAAGGAUGCUUUUCCUGCAUGGAUUGGGGAGAAGCUGCAGAAGUUGGAACUCCUGAGGCUAAAUUCGAAUCAAUUCUAUGGUGCUAUCCCCUUAGAAUUAUGCCAACUCUCUUCUCUAUGUUGGUUAAAUCUUGCUGGAAAUAAAUUGGAUGGAAAUAUUCCUCUUUGUUUUGGCAAUUUGUCUUGCAUGAUUCCUGGUUCUUUAGUUUGGCCUGGUUAUGUUUUUGGACAGAGAGUUGAAAGCUUUAUGAAAGGAAGACCUCUUGAGUAUGUUGGUGAACAGAUUUUAUUACUUAGAAUUUUGGAUCUCUCCAAAAAUAACCUUGUAGGAGGGAUCCCUGAGGAGUUAACAAAAUUGAUAUCCUUGCAAAGCUUGAAUUUGUCAAGAAAUAAUCUCAACGGGAGCAUACCAAAGAAGCUAGGUAAUUUAAAGCAACUGAAAUCACUUGAUUUGUGUCAUAACAAUCUUUCUGGUGCAAUUCUUCAAAGUUUGGCUUCUUUGAAUUUUUUGAGUUACAUAAACUUGUCUUAUAAUAAUUUAUCCGGUCCGAUUCCAACUGGAAAUCAACUCCAAUCUUUGGAUGAUCAAUCUUUUUAUGUUGGUAAUCCUGGCCUUUGUGGAAACUUGAUCAAGGAAAGUUGCAAUGAAAUCAAUGGAUUAUUUGAUCAUGUAAAUGAACAAACACCUCAAGGUGAUGACCAAGAUGGUGAACAUAUAUCUUAUAAGUUAUGGUUUUAUGAUGGAAUUGGACUUGGUUUCUGUGUUGGCUUCCUAGGUGUGCUCUACACUUUGUACGCCACGAGAUCAUGGCGUGUCGCGCAUUUUCCAAUGCUUUGCCGAUUUCUAUUAAGGAAAAUCGUGCAGUACAGAAACAGUGCAACAGUCACUUCCCAUUGGGAAGGGCUUUUUACCAACCAAAUAUUUACAUCAUCUAAGUGA